AUGUCUAUAUCAUCGAUGGAAAUUUUAUCGAACGAAUGUUUUUAUGACAUCUUUGAUUAUCUUAAUGGUUAUGAAAUUUAUCAAGCUUUUUCAAAUCUUAACGAUCGAUUUGAACAAUUGAUUAAUUCUUCAUCUCUUUUAUUUAAAACUGCAGUUGAAAUAAGGAGAGAUGAACCAUUUAGAAAUUUUACAAAUCAAAUGAUACAUUUGAAUAAACACCAAAUAUUUUCGUUACAUUUAAGUUUAACAGAUCCUAUCGAUUCAUUUUUCUCGGAAUUGAUUCUUGAUUCAUCAUUAAAUAAUCUUCAAUCAAUUAGUAUUCGCGGCAUUGAUUCACACGCAGUUGUCUCAUUUUUAAAGAGUUUAGCGUAUUUACCUCGUUUAUUUUCAUUAUCUAUUGAUACUUUUGAACUCAAAGGUUUUAAAGAUUUAAAUAUUAUUUAUCCAUUGAUAUUCACUUUACCCAAAUUAAAAUUUAAUAAACUUGGUUUUAUUUAUGGACCUCAUAGUUCAAUUUUACUUCCAAUGAUUACAAAUAAACAAUUUAGUUCUAUUAAACAUCUUGUUAUUAAUCAUUCUUGCACUUUGGAACAACUUAAUCGUAUUGUUUCCUAUACACCACAACUUCAUCGUUUGAGUUUUACUGAUGAAGAAGAUGAUAAUAAUACAAAAAUUGAUAAUCAUUUAUUAUCUAUAUUAUCACAAUUAACACAUCUUAAAAUAAAAAUAUAUCAUACAACAUUUGAUAGAUUAGAAAUGUUGAUUAAAAAUACAAAUUUGAAAUUAAACUCUUUAUCUCUUGAUAUUUGUUUGGAAGAUGCUAAUUAUCUUGAGAGUGCUCGAUGGGAAAUAUUGAUUUUAAAAUAUUUACCUCAAUUAAAUACAUUUCAUUUCGAUUAUACUGAAGAUAUGGAAGGUCGUAAAAAAUUAUCAACACAUUUGAAAUUGGAAGAAUCCAAUCAAUUUAGUUCAUUAUUUUGGUCUGAACGAAAAUGGGUAUUAGAAACUAAAGUUAAUUUUGAAUUUAUUACAUAUUCAAUUCGCCCUUACGAAAAAAGAUGGUAUGAAUACGCCCAACAACCAAUUAUUAAUUCUUCUCUUCAACUUUCGAAAUCUGCUCGACUUAAUUUUACUUAUAUUCCUAUGUAUGACUCUCCUAAAGUACCAAUUUUCGUUGUUAAUUCUGUUUUAACUGCAACAAAUAUUUAUCAUUUAAUUUUUACAAAAACAGAAGCUUCUAUUCGUCAUUUAAUUUAUCUUAUAAAAGUCAUACCUGACCUUACUACAUUAAAAAUUCAUGAUCUUGUAUUAAAAGAGCAAAAUUUAUCUACAAACGAGACAGACAUAUUUUUAUUCAUAUCCAAAACAAAUAAAAUUACUAAAGUUUACUUGGAAAAUAUGACUGGUAUUGAACAAGUAGAUAUUCUUAUCAAACUUUGUCCACGAAUGAAUUAUUUACAAAUUAAUAAUAUUAAUGAUAUGGAAGUUGAACUAUUUCUAAAAGAGAUUUUAAGUAUACAAAUGGAAGAUAUCGACAACUGUCUUUGUUCUUUAUGUUUUCGUAUUCCAUUACUGGAUGAUCAAAUGAUGGAAACAUUAGUAGAAAUGAUUAACCAUGAAAAACUACUUAUUAAUUAUACAAUUAAACGUAUUUGUGAUAAUAUCUAUUUACAUUGGAGAUGA
Adineta steineri is the source of this 1683-nucleotide messenger RNA. The record is from the annotation of a GenBank genome assembly. Lineage: Eukaryota; Metazoa; Rotifera; Eurotatoria; Adinetida; Adinetidae.